Molecule: messenger RNA, 902 nt
Organism: Cryptotermes secundus
Lineage: Eukaryota; Metazoa; Arthropoda; Insecta; Blattodea; Kalotermitidae
Gene: Tctp
Product: translationally-controlled tumor protein homolog
Exons: 6
Coding region: 86-604 (172 amino acids)
Cellular component (GO): cytoplasm
Molecular function (GO): calcium ion binding
Source: RefSeq, a predicted model, not a curated record
AAGAGGUUCUUUUCCGGUGUGAGCAACAGGGUGGCUGAAAGUGUGUCUGUUCCUGUUGUUAUUAAAUCUCAAAUCAUCUUCCAUAAUGAGGAUUUACAAGGACAUUUUUACUGGUGAUGAGAUGUUCUCAGAUACAUACAAAAUAAAGCUUGUUGAUGAAGUACUAUAUGAGGUAUAUGGCAAGCUUGUAACAAGAAAGCAUGGUGAUGUCCAGAUAGAAGGAUUUAACCCCUCUGCUGAGGAAGCUUCAGAGGGAACAGACGAAGCUGUAGAAUGUGGAGUUGAUGUUGUAUUGAACCACAGGCUUAGUGAAACGUAUGCCUUUGGAGAUAAGAAGAGUUUCACAGCAUAUCUGAAGGAAUACAUGAAAAAAUUAGUCCAGAAAUUAGAGGAAAAGAGCCCAGAUGAAGUUAGUGUUUUCAAAAACAAUACAAAUAAAGUCAUGAAAGAUAUUUUGGGCAGAUUUAAGGACCUUCAGUUUUACACAGGUGAAUCCAUGGACAUCGAUGGUAUGGUUGCCAUGCUCGAGUACAGAGACAUUGAUGGUGAUAGUGUUCCUGUUUUAAUGUUAUUUAAACAUGGUCUAGAAGAAGAGAAGUUUUAGGCAAGGUUGACAUCAAAAUUGAAUGGUUAAUGUGGGAUGCACUCUUAGAAGAAGUAAGCCAUCAAGUUAUCUCGGUCUGGAGUGUCAUCAUGGACAUACACAAUAUUAUGUUUACUUGUACUUCAUCUACAAUUAUACAAACAUUUUUUAAUGUGAAAAGUUUUCCAAAGACCUGAAAUUGUUUGUAAAUACUGUGACAUCAUCUGUGCUUUGUAUAUUUAUUUGUAAUGGAAGAUGGUGAGAGGAGAUAUUUGAUGCCUUGAAGUGGCUUGAAACUUCAAGAGAUCAUGAUUUUGCA